Molecule: messenger RNA, 672 nt
Organism: Cladocopium goreaui
Lineage: Eukaryota; Dinophyceae; Suessiales; Symbiodiniaceae
Source: the annotation of a GenBank genome assembly
AUGUCGCCCCAGGGCACCACUUCCUUCUCCUUGUUGGCGAAGCGCAGCGAAGCAGCGCUGCGCACCAAGCCCGUGGGAGUCAAGGAGCACAUCAUUUGCACUGCGGGGUCCAUGGAUGUCACCUACGAAGGUGGCAGCUUCCACAUCGACGCAGGUGAAGGUCUGCUGCUUCCAGCGCACCUGGCCGUCGACUGCAACUGCGAUGGCUCCUUCGCCAUCAUGGCGAUGACGGCGACGGCGGAUGCGGAAGAGAAGGCAACUGUGGUAAAGAAGGUGGAUGUAGUGGAUGCACCAGGCAUUACCAUCAGCGAGCACUUUGGCAAAGUGGCCUCCAAUGAUGCCGCCAUGUCAUUGGCACGUGCCGUGGUCAAAGGAGCCUGCGAGGAAGCUUUUCAAGCGCCCCUGUUUGAUGAGUUUGUGGUUUGUGAUGAAGGAUCCAUCGAGUUCCUUUUUGGCGACGAUCGCCGACUGACCAUCAGCCCUGGUGAAGGGGUCUUCCUGCCGAAGUCUCUACGUGUGAAAUGGAUCUGGCCCACGGCCACGCAAUACACGGUGCUCUGUUUGCCCGCAUUCAGCCCGGAGCUGUCCGGUCGCGAAGCCGAUGCCGGUGCCACCGUGGCCAAGGAUAGCGCUUCAAUGGCUCGCUUAGAGGCCUUGCACAAAGGCACCUGA